CCACCCAAUCCUCCAUCCUUCCUUUCUUUUUUUUUCCCCUUCAUCUUUCCUCCACCAAUUCCCAUCACCAUAACCGAAAAAACUUCCACAUUUCCUUCGCUUUUCUUUCUUUUCCUUCCCUUUUUUUCGCUUCACCAACAUGAUGACAACUCUUAAAUCCGAUCAACUCAAACAACUAAAAGAUAUAUUCAUGCGUUUCGACCUCGACAACGACGGCAGCCUAACACAGCUCGAACUCGCUGCCCUCCUCCGUUCCCUCGGCCUCAAACCAGGUGGCGAUCAACUCCACGUAUUGCUCGCAAAAAUAGAUCAUAACGGAAAUGGAUCAAUCGAAUUCGAUGAACUUGUUGAUGCCAUUAUGCCUGACAUAAAUGAAGAUAUAUUGAUGAAUAAAGAUCAACUCAUGGAGCUUUUUCGGACGUUUGAUCGGGAUGGUAACGGAUACAUUACUGCUGCGGAACUUGCUAAACAAAUGGCGAAAAUGGGUCAUCCGUUAACGUAUAGAGAAUUGUCGAGUUUAAUGCAAGAAGCUGAUACUAAUGGAGAUGGUGUUAUAAGUUUUAAUGAAUUUGCUAAUAUUCUUGGAAAAUCUGCGACUGAUUUUCUUGGAUUAAAUACUACUGUCUCCGAACCAAUGGCUUAGUUAAUAAUUCAUUCCAAUUUAUGUGACAUGUUUUGAAUUUAGAGACUCAAAAAUUGACAUUUUGGGAGAAAUGUUUAUAAGGUGGUCUUUCGUGUCAGUUUCAUCCAACAUGGUAUCAUUAACGUUGGAAAAAUAAUCUUUUGUUGAACCUAGUUUGAGAAUUUGGGAUGAAUAAUUGACUUGGUGUGAUGAACCUUUGUUGUAUUUUAUUUAUGUUUACCUUUUUUUCCUUUUCAACUUUUUUUGCUUUUAAGGUCAGAUUAUAGGACAUUUAAUUCAUCCUUCACGGCACUUCUCUCAACCUGCAUGAACGCAGGAUGCUACGUGUACCGGGCUGCCUUUUAUGUCAUUAGGUGCAUUUGAUUUAAGGAGGCGAAAGACAAUUGACGAAGUUGUAAAUUGUAAUGUCUUUUUAACUCUUGUAAUAACUAUUUAUGGCCAUGUCUUCUUUGUAUUG
Capsicum annuum is the source of this 1100-nucleotide messenger RNA. Its product is annotated as probable calcium-binding protein CML16. Bases 140 to 643 code for a protein of 167 amino acids. NCBI's taxonomy places the organism in Eukaryota, Viridiplantae, Streptophyta, Magnoliopsida, Solanales, Solanaceae. The transcript has a single exon. Gene Ontology annotation, molecular function: calcium ion binding; enzyme regulator activity. The record is from RefSeq and is a predicted model, not a curated record.